UUCCUCGGACUGCCUUCUAGGCUUCUACACCAUAGAGAGUGAAUGAGUGACAGUGAAGCCACUCCGAAUCCAAAAUCCGACUUAAAACCCCUCAGAACACUCAAACAGAAGUAAAUGGAUCCGAUAGAAGCCGCGAAGGAGCUCUCAUUCCGGGUCGGGUUCUCCGGCCACAGCGGCCACCUCAGGCUCGAGCCUCUCUUCACCGCCGAGCGCUCCGACCCCGUCAAGUCGCUCCCCGAUUUCGUUCUGCCUCCUGCAUUUGUUAGGGAGACGCCGGAGUCGAUAAAAGAGUAUAUAGAGGAGACAUAUUUGUUGCCGAGAUUGGAUUCUGAUGUAUUUGCACCGGAAAAGGCUGGGAGGCAGUGGGAUUUCGACUGGUUUGACAAGGCAAAUGUGCCGUUGGAGCCAUCGUUGCCGCGGUCUGUUGUUGUUCCUACAUGGGAGUUACCGUUUAGGUGCCAGAAGAAUGGAUCAGAAGGAGGGAUAUGGGAACCUAAAUCUGUGCAGGUUGAUGAAACAGAACGUACUGUAGAAGCACAAGAGUCUGGUUCGUUGCCACGCAUGGCCGGACCAGCAAAGGAUUUUGUACGGGGAAGCAUCAGCAACCGCCCUUUUCGUCCAGGAGGCUUGGAUGAUUCCCAAUCUCUAGAAAGAACUCUUCCCGAAGGUGCUUCUAAUGGCGAAUGGGUACGCCAACUUCUGACUGGUGGCCCUGCGCAGGCUGUUCCACCAAGUUUUAAGCAAGGAUUGGACCUUGGUCCUCUCAAGGCAUAUCCAGUCUCAUGGAAUGUAUACAAUGAUCAAAGAUCAGUCAAGAGCACAUCAGAUGAAAAGCUGGGUAUGCAGAGUGAGUUGUCUGUACAGUUUGAUGACUUGUUCAAAAAGGCUUGGGAUGAGGAUGUUGUUGAAUUAGAAGGAGACGGUCAAUUGUCAGGAUCAGAAUCUGUUGAGUCAGAGUAUGAAGUAAAUGUGGUUGAUGUUGAUAUUACCAGCAAUCCUUCUGAGCCUGAACUGUCUGUUUUGGAUGAGAUCUUGUCUGUUGAGGCAGGAGACUCAAAGUCAAGAUUCAAUGGAACUGGUGGUGAACAGAACCCGGAGGCCUGGGCUAUUAGUGGACGUACUGAAUGGAUUUCAGAGAAUUUUAAUGAUCUUGUUCCUGAUAUGGCACUUGAUUUUCCUUUCGAAUUGGAUACAUUCCAAAAGGAGGCAAUUUAUUAUCUUGAAAAGGGGGAGUCUGUAUUUGUAGCUGCUCACACAUCAGCUGGAAAGACAGUUGUUGCAGAAUAUGCAUUUGCUUUGGCAUCAAAACAUUGCACUAGAGCUGUGUAUACAGCUCCUAUCAAAACCAUCAGCAACCAAAAAUAUAGGGACUUCUGUGGAAAAUUCGAUGUUGGACUUCUCACUGGUGAUGUUAGCUUGAGGCCCGAGGCUUCUUGUCUCAUUAUGACCACUGAAAUACUAAGAUCAAUGCUUUAUAGGGGUGCUGACAUCAUACGUGAUAUUGAAUGGGUUAUCUUUGAUGAGGUUCAUUAUGUCAAUGAUGUCGAAAGAGGUGUUGUCUGGGAAGAAGUUAUUAUAAUGCUCCCAAGACACAUCAACAUUGUCCUCCUUUCAGCUACGGUGCCAAACAAAGUUGAGUUUGCUGACUGGAUUGGACGGACAAAGCAAAAGCAAAUCCGUGUUACUGGGACUACAAAAAGACCAGUCCCAUUGGAGCACUGCCUAUUUUACUCUGGAGAACUUUACAAGAUAUGUGAAAGUGAAACCUUCAUUCCUCAGGGCUUCAAAGCGGCAAAAGAUACAUUCAAGAAAAAGACUAUGAGUCCUGCCACCAGCGGUGGUGGUGGUGGAUCACGUGCUCCAGCUUCUGCGUCAGCUUCUCAUGAUGGGGCUCGAGGUCCAAAACGUGAAACCUCACAUAUGGAAAAACAGAAGCAAUCAGGUGCCCAUAAUUCAGGGAAUUUAUCCAGAACUGGUGGAGCAAAUCAAAACAACGGCAAUGGCAUGAACAAUUGGGGUUUAAGAAGAUCAGAUGCUUCUUCGUGGUUGUCACUUAUUAACAAGCUGUCAAAGAAGUCACUAUUACCUGUGGUUAUAUUUUGUUUCUCAAAGAAUCGCUGUGAUAGGUCAGCUGAUAGCAUGUUGGGAAUUGACCUCACAAGUAGUUCUGAGAAAAGUCAGAUUCGUGUUUUCUGUGACAAAGCAUUUUCACGGCUGAAGGGAUCUGACAGGAAUUUACCUCAGGUUGUCAGAGUUCAAAAUCUUCUCCAUAGAGGGAUUGGUGUCCAUCAUGCAGGACUUCUUCCAAUUGUUAAGGAAGUUGUUGAAAUGCUCUUUUGUCGUGGUGUGAUAAAGGUUCUAUUUUCGACAGAGACAUUUGCAAUGGGAGUUAAUGCACCAGCGAGAACGGUUGUUUUUGAUACAUUAAGGAAAUUUGAUGGCAAGGAAUUCAGACAACUACUACCAGGAGAAUACACUCAAAUGGCAGGCCGUGCUGGCAGGAGAGGACUUGAUAAAAUUGGUACAGUGAUUGUAAUGUGCCGUGAUGAAAUCCUAGAAGAGAGGGAUUUGACGCAUGUCAUAGUUGGAAGUGCAACCAGGCUAGAAUCUCAGUUUCGGCUUACUUAUAUUAUGAUCAUGCAUCUUCUUCGUGUUGAAGAACUAAAGGUGGAGGACAUGCUGAAAAGAAGUUUCGCUGAGUUCCAUGCUCAGAAGAAACUACCUGAUAUGCAGCAACUUCUGAUGCGAAAACUUGCUCAGCCUACAAAAAGUAUCGAAUGUAUCAAAGGGGAACCAGCUAUUGAGGAGUAUUAUGACAUGUACUCAGAAGCGCAGAAGCAUAGCACAGAAAUAUUGGAGGCAGUAAUGCAGUCCUCUGUUGCCCAACAAUUUCUUACUCCUGGAAGAGUGGUCGUCAUGAAAUCACAAUCAGCCCAGGAUCACUUGCUUGGAGUUGUUGUGAAAGCACCUUCUUCUAGUAAUAAGCAGCACAUUGUUUUAGUGCUGAAACCUGAACUACCAGCGACAAUCCAAACUCCCCUGGCUAGUGGUAGCUUACAAGAUACCAAAAACACUGAUUCUUCUCAGGGUUUCUACAUGGUAGCUAAAUCUAAACGUGCUCUUGAAGAAGAGUAUUGUACCUCUGUUUCUUCUCGCAAAGGAUCAGGUGCCAUCAACAUAAAAUUACCACACCAGGGUGCAGCUGCUGGGGUGAGAUACGAGGUUAGAGGAGCCGAUAACACAGACUUCUUAUACAUAUGCGCAUGCAAAAUAAAGAUUGACCAAGUUCGGCUUCUUGAGGACAGUAGUAGUGCUGCUUACUCCAAGACGGUGCAACAGCUGUUGGAAAAAAAAUCUGAGGGAAAUAAGUACCCUCCAGCAUUGGAUCCAUUGAAAGAUCUGAAGUUGAAAGACAUGCAUCUUGUGGAAACAUACUACAAGUGGACUAACUUAUUGCAGAAGAUGGCAAAGAAUAAGUGCCAUGGAUGUAUUAAAUUGGAGGAACACAUCAAGUUAGCAAGAGAGAUAAAAAGACACAGCGAGGAAGUUAAUGCUCUUAAGUAUCAAAUGUCAGACGAAUCACUUCAACAGAUGCCCGAUUUUCAAGGCCGGAUAGAUGUUCUGAAGGAAAUCGGAUGUAUAGAUGCUGACCUUGUUGUUCAAAUAAAAGGCCGUGUCGCAUGCGAAAUGAAUUCUGGGGAGGAGUUGAUAUGCACGGAGUGUUUGUUUGAGAACCAACUAGAUGACCUGGAACCAGAAGAAGCGGUGGCAUUAAUGUCAUCUUUUGUUUUUCAGCAGAAGAAUACUUCUGAACCUUCGCUUACUCCUAAACUUUCUAUGGCGAAAGAGAGACUGUACGACACAGCAAUAAGACUAGGCGAGCUUCAAGCUUACUUCAAACUUCCAAUAAAUCCGGAGGAGUACGCCAGAGAGAAUCUCAAGUUUGGUCUUGUUGAAGUCGUUUAUGAGUGGGCAAAGGGCACACCAUUUGCAGAUAUUUGUGAACUUACCGAUGUUCCUGAAGGCAUGAUAGUUCGCACCAUUGUUAGACUUGAUGAGACAUGUCGUGAAUUUAAAAAUGCUGCAUCUAUUAUGGGUAAUUCUGCUCUAUACAAGAAGAUGGAGACAGCUUCAAAUGCAAUAAAACGUGACAUUGUUUUUGCAGCUAGCUUGUAUGUCACAGGAGUAUAACUGCUUCCUUGAAGGUACAACUCUCCAGUUCGUCCUUGUAAGUACCAAAUAGAAGGAUCUGGAAAUGAGCCAUACCUUGUUGUAGAUUAGUGAUUCCUACCCUUAUGUGAAAAAUUUUCGCAUAGCAAAUGUAGAUUUUGUAAGAUACGGCAGGAAUAUUUUGCCAUUUUAGUUGAGAUUCAGGAAACUGUUCAGCUGCAAACAAGCUGACAGUUUUAAUCUGCCUCGAGUCUUGACGUGCAUUUAUGGUUCAAAUGCAUUAUUCUGCAAUUUUCUCAUCA
Molecule: messenger RNA, 4472 nt
Organism: Fragaria vesca subsp. vesca
Lineage: Eukaryota; Viridiplantae; Streptophyta; Magnoliopsida; Rosales; Rosaceae
Product: helicase SKI2W-like
Exons: 23
Coding region: 115-4191 (1358 amino acids)
Biological process (GO): nuclear-transcribed mRNA catabolic process, 3'-5' exonucleolytic nonsense-mediated decay
Cellular component (GO): Ski complex
Molecular function (GO): ATP binding; RNA helicase activity; RNA binding
Source: RefSeq, a predicted model, not a curated record